Molecule: messenger RNA, 1080 nt
Organism: Moesziomyces antarcticus
Lineage: Eukaryota; Fungi; Basidiomycota; Ustilaginomycetes; Ustilaginales; Ustilaginaceae
Exons: 6
Coding region: 1-1080 (359 amino acids)
Source: RefSeq, a predicted model, not a curated record
AUGCGGAUCGAUCCAGCAAAGUUGGGGCGUGCCAUGGGGCGUGCCACAAGAGUGAAGCAACUGCAUUACGAUGCCCUGCAAUGUGCCGUGGAUGCCAACCUCCGUGCCAAGCCGGUGGUUUUGCUGCGCAAUCUGCGCAUGCAUGCUGCCGCCGCCGCCCAAGCUGGUACCGUCGAAGCACAGUUUCAUUUCUUCCCGCCCUAUAAUCCCCUCCCUUGGGUCGCUCCUGCUGUGCUCGACCGGCCCCCUACGGCGGGCCGGGAGCCUCAGAGCUUGCAACCCCAGGCGUUCUUCAGGCCCCUCGAGUAUGUCCUCCUCCACUUUGACGAGGACAUCGUCACCCUAUGUUGCACCGACCAGCUCUGGAAUGCUAGCUUGCUCGCCAUCCAUCUGCGUCAGGCCCUCCGGCAUCCCAAAAUCGAGAUCAGCACCAAAACAGAUGGCGUACUCCACACAACAAAGCCUGGCCAGCACCUCAAGUACACCAUCUUCUCCAACAACGACCAGGCCCCCUUUCCCAACUGGCGCUUCAGCCUUCGCCUCGACGCCAUGCCCAUCGUCACCGUCGUCACCAGUCUGGCAACCCCCCAGCUCCGCAGAUGGCCCGUCUCGAAGAACGCGACGCCUUGGACCGCCAAGGGACCGACACCGACAACCACAGCGGCAGCGACUUCCACGCCUCAGACGACGGCGAUCGCAGCAGCACUGCCAGCGACACUGACAGCGACCCUACCGACAACGACCAUCACAAUCAACGCGCUUGUCGGCCGCGAGACGCGCUGCAAGAUUGAGCGUCUCUUCCAUCGUUCGCCCGACGUGCACAUGUGCGCCUUGUCAGUGGACAAGCGUAGACGCCAAUUCUCCGCCGAGGACGUCUGCCUCAUGCUCCUGCGCACGCUCAAACUUGGCCCCGUGCCACUGGAUUUCCUCACCCGUCUGGCGCUUGCCGAUGCGCUCGAGCAGCAGCCCAAUCAUAUCCUAAAAAAGCGCGAGCUGGCGACGAGCAGCCACCCAUCAGCCACCCGGGGUGGCUGUUUGGGAUCAGCCACCCAGCAGCCACCCAGGGUGGCUGGUAAUUAG